This is a messenger RNA of Closterium sp. Yama58-4, 3705 nucleotides long. Lineage: Eukaryota; Viridiplantae; Streptophyta; Zygnematophyceae; Desmidiales; Closteriaceae. The record is from the annotation of a GenBank genome assembly.
AUGUUUCUCUCAUUGACUCCACUGAAAUCAUCCAAAACCUACUAUACAAGCCUUCUGCCGCCUUUGAUCAGCUCUCACAAGUUCGAGUUCGCGCUCAGAAGACGCAGUUAUAUUUCAUCCGGAUAUCUUCCCACUCCUGUCAUGGCUCACGCGUUUCUCACUGGCGCUGUCGCGUCUCCGAGUUUUACCUCUGAUUUUGGCAAGACCCCAGCUCGCCAGGCUCCAUCUACGACGGGCGUUCGCCUCGCGCCGGUCCGCGCUGAAGCUCCGCAUGUCAUCGCCACUGUCGCCGCCGCCCCGAUUCCCACGAAAGUUUCAGACGCCGCCACGUCUGUGAAGGCACCUCCCAACCGUUCUACUUCUACCACCGCCGAAGACUGCGGCCCGCGAUGCCGUCGGUGCAAGUAUCCCUGCACCAAGGACACCCCCGCUUCAGAAGCGCCUGAUUUUUACCCCUUCACGUCGCUCCCGCCGACUCCGGUCUUCCCGUCGCACGAAUCCAUGGUGCUCUUCCUCCAGUCCUACGCUCGCAUGCUGCAGCACGUCCAAACCGCCACGUCGAGCGUCGCUCGCAUUGACCCCGUUGACCGCGUUGACCACAGCCAGGACGCCCUGGUCUCUGGCGAAUCCCUCGCCGCUGCUGGCGUGACCAUGCUGAAGCGCGUGCGUCUGGGAAUCCACGCGCUGCUGCGCCACCCGCAGCACGGCGUGGUGGGGGGCCGCGGAGGGCCGUGGUGCGCGAGGAAGGAGCGCGCGGAGGAGUGUCUUGCGGAGCUGGAGCGCGAUAUUGAGAUCACCGCGGAGCAAAUCCUUCGCGAGGCGCGCGAGCGGCAGGAGGUAGAAACCGCGGCGCCCAAGCAGAAGAUCACCGACGCGCAGGAGCUCGGGGAGUACCGAUUAAGGAAGCGCAAGGAGUUUGAAGAUUUGAUUCGCCGGGUUAGGUGGAACACGAGCGUAUGGGUUAAAUACGCCACGUGGGAGAUGAGCCAGAAGGACUUCGCGCGCGCGCGAUCCGUGUGGGAGCGAGCGCUGGAGGUGGACUAUAGGAACGUGUCCAUAUGGCUGAAAUACGCGGACAUGGAGAUGCGCAACCGCUUCGUCAACCAUGCGCGGAACGUGUGGGACCGCGCAGUGUCGCUGCUACCCCGCAUCGACCAGCUGUGGUACAAGUACAUUCACAUGGAGGAGAUGCUGGGGAACGUGGCAGGGGCACGACAGGUGUUGGAGCGAUGGAUGAAAUGGGAACCCGACCAUCACGGCUGGUCCGCAUACAUCAAAUUCGAGCUCCGAUACGGGGAGAUCGCACGCGCUCGCGCCGUGUUCGAGCGUUACACCAUGUGCAUUCCCACGGUGAAAGCGUGGAUCCGUUUCGCGAAAUUCGAGGUGAAGCAGGGGGAGAUUGCGCGCGCCCGGGAGGUGUACGAGCGGGCAGUUGAAAUUCUCGGCGAGGACGGGCAGAACGAGGAACUUUUCGUCGCGUUUGCGGAGUUCGAGGAGCGGAUAUGCAAAGAGACCGAACGCGCAAGGGCGAUUUACAAAUAUGCCCUCGACCAUGUCCCGAAGGCCCAGGCCGAAUCCCUGUACAAAAAGUUCGUGGUUUUUGAGAAGCAGCACGGGGACCGGGCAGGGAUAGAGGAUGUGGUGGUGGGGAAGAGGCGGUUUGAGUAUGAGGAGGAGGUGAAGCGGAAUCCGAGGAACUACGACGCGUGGUUUGACUAUGUGCGGUUGGAGGAGAGUGUGGGGGAAGCGGAGCGGGUGCGGGAGGUGUAUGAGCGGGCCAUCGCGAAUGUGCCACCUGCUGAUGAAAAGCGAUUUUGGCAGCGAUACAUCUACCUCUGGAUCAACUACGCUUUGUACGAAGAACUCGAAGCAGGCGACAUGGAGAGGACGAGGGAGGUGUACCGGGAGUGCCUGAAGCUGAUUCCACAUGGCAAGUUCUCAUUCGCCAAGAUCUGGCUGCUCGCCGCCCAGUUUGAGAUCCGCCAGAAGCGCCUCUCCGCUGCCCGGCAGAUUCUGGGCCACGCCAUUGGGGUGGCUCCUAAAGACAAGAUCUUCAAGGCGUAUAUCGAAAUGGAAUUGCAGCUAGGGAACAUCGACCGCUGCCGCAUGCUCUACGAGAAGUACCUCCAAUGGCAGCCCGCCAGCUGUCAGGCCUGGGCCAAGUUCGCAGAGCUGGAGCGCAGCCUGGGGGAAACCGAGCGGGCACGGGCUGUAUACGAGUUAGCCAUUGGACAGCCCUUGCUUGACACUCCUGAGCUGCUGUGGAAGGCGUACAUAGACUUUGAGAUAGCGGAGGGGGAGAGCGAGCGCACGAGGCAGCUGUAUGAGCGGCUGCUGGAGAGAACCAAACACGUCAAGGUGUGGAUGAGCUACGGGCAGUUUGAGGCGCAGGUGGCUGUAGAGGAGGAGAUCAAGGCGGAGGAGGAGGGCAGAGAGGCGGACGAGCUGGUGCUGGCAGAGCAGUCCAAGGACCGUGUCACCAGGGCCAGAGAGGUGUAUGAGCGGGCGUUUGAGCACAUGAGGACGAACGCCGCCGAUCAGAAGGAGGAGCGGGUGAUGCUGCUGGAGGCGUGGCGGGAGAUGGAGCGGGCGGCAGGUGUGAAUGGUGACCCGGGAUUGGUCGAGAAGAAGAUGCCUCGUCGCGUGAAGCGGAAGCGGCCAAUCACAACGGAGGAUGGCACUCCUGCUGGGUUCGAGGAGUAUUACGACUACAUCUUCCCAGAUGAAGCGGCUAACCAGCCUAAUCUCAAGAUCCUGGAGGCUGCUUAUAAGUGGAAGAGGCAAAAGCUCACUAUGGGGGAUGAGGAGGAAGGGCAGCAGGGAAGUGGUGUGGAGAGGGAUGAAGGGGGAAGUGGAGGGUUGAUAGACAAUGAGGAGGAGGAUGACUAUCUCGACCACCUACUUAUUCUCGUAGCCAUGGCCGGGGGUCUCGACGUGCAUAAGAACAAGUUCAUCGAGGAUUGGGGGACGCGUCGCGAGAAUCUCGAGAAGGUCUUUCGCUUCAACCGUCGCACGCUCUCGAUCGCGGCGCUCGCAAUCGUCGUCGUCCCCGUUCUCGUUUACCGAGGCACCAUCGCAGAAUUCAGGAAGCAAGAGGAACUGGAAGGCCGACCUCAGCGCAAGUUCAUGUCGCACUGCGCGGAUCGAGCCGUCACUUGGCCGUUCGCGACCGUCGCUAACGGCUUUCCGUUUUCGCGAAUCGUUGCAUCUCCCGCGUCCCCUGCUUGUCCCGGAAGGGAUUUCUCGUCAGCCUCCCCCGCCUCGUCUGAAGCCCCCACUGCCCCAGCUGCAUCGCGCGGCCCCUUAGAGGACUUAGCACAGAGGCAACGGGACUACCAAGCCCAAGUAUCGGCCCUACGCAAGGCAUACGCGCAGGAGCAUCAGGAGCUGAGGCGAGCGGCAAUGAAAGCGCAGCAGCAGCGCAGAGAGGCGGCGGCGAGCGAGAAGGAGUCGCAUGCUGAGGAGAAGCGGACGGCACGGGCGGCGCGGGCGGCGAGGGCGCUGGAGGAGCAGGAGAAGCUGCGGGCGGCUAAGCAAGAGCUGAAGGUGAUGAAUGCAGCGCGGCUCAAGGAAAGGGAGGGGAAGAUCAGUGCUCGUAAAGAAGCGGCCAAAACAGCCUUGCGGAUGGAGAGUGCAAGAUGGAUCAGGGAGGAUGAAUUGGAGUGGCGGAUCAUGGAGGCCAUGUCGAAGCCUUACAUUCUGUGA